AAAGAUCUCUUGACAAGAGCAGUGGCUGUCCACCAUAGAGUCCACACAGAUGCGGAGGCCUAACUGGGCUUUCGGGAUGGGUCGGGCUGUGUCUCUUUGAUCGACUUUUGUGAAUCAUCACCCCCCGGCAAAGAUCAUGACUCUUCGUGAGGCCUCCCAGGCCCCUCUGGAAUUCGGGGGGCCGUUGGGCGUCGCAGCGAUGCUGGUCCUGUUACCUGCCACUGUGUUCCACCUGCUCCUGGUGGCCCGCUCUGGCCCGGCGCGCCUCCUGGCCCCACCACCAUACCUGCCUGGCCUGGAGGAGCUCUGGAGUCCACCGGCUCUGCUGCUAUUAUUCAUCUGGCUCGGCCUGCAGGUGGCGCUCUACCUGCUGCCUGCACGCAAGGUGGCCGAAGGGCUGGAACUGAAGGACAAGAGUCGCCUGCGCUACCCUAUUAAUGGCUUCCAGGCUCUGGUGCUAACAGCCCUGUUGGUGGGGCUGGGCCUGUUAGCUGGGCUGCCCCUGGGGGCACUCCCUGGAAUGCUCCUGCCCUUGGCAUUUGCGACCACCGUCACCAGCUUUAUUUUCAGCCUUCUCCUCUAUGCGAAGGCAUUGGUAGCUCCUGCCUCAGCCCUGGCUCCUGGGGGAAACUCAGGAAAUCCCUUGUAUGACUUCUUUCUGGGACGAGAGCUGAACCCUCGCCUUGGUUCCUUUGACUUCAAAUAUUUCUGUGAGCUGAGACCUGGCCUCAUCGGCUGGGUCUUCAUUAACCUGGCCCUGCUGAUACAGGAGGUGGAGCUGCGGGGGAGUCCUUCACUGGCCAUGUGUCUGGUCAAUGGCUUCCAGUUGCUGUAUGUGGGUGAUGCCCUCUGGUAUGAGGAGUCUGUCCUCACCACCAUGGACAUAAUACAUGAUGGUUUUGGCUUCAUGCUGGCCUUUGGAGACCUAGCCUGGGUACCAUUCACCUACAGCCUGCAGGCCCAGUUCCUGCUAUACCAUCCACAGCCUCUCGGGUUGCCCAUGGCCUUGCUCAUCUGCCUCAUUAAGGUUAUUGGUUACUACAUCUUCCGUGGGGCCAAUUCCCAGAAAAACACAUUCAGAAAGAAUCCUUCUGACCCCAGUGUGGCAGGUCUUGAGACCAUCCCUACUGCCACAGGGAGGCAGCUGCUGGUGUCUGGGUGGUGGGGAAUGGUUCGUCACCCCAACUACCUGGGAGACCUCAUCAUGGCUCUGGCCUGGUCCUUGCCCUGUGGGGUGUCCCACCUGCUGCCCUACUUCUACCUCCUCUACUUCACUGCCCUGCUGGUGCACCGGGAGGCCCGCGACGAGCAGCAGUGCCUCCAAAAGUAUGGCCAUGCCUGGCAGGAAUACUGUAAGCGUGUGCCUUACCGAAUCAUACCCUAUGUCUACUGAAGCAGAUCCAUCGACCAGCUCUGGCCUGAACGCACUGGGAGAAGGACCUGCACCCCAAUUUUACCCAGCAAGAAUGUCCAGCCUCAGAACAGAGGUUUAAAGCAACAGGGAGCCACUGAUCCCAGAGGGAAAUAGUUUUCCUUGUUGGAUAAAUGUUUCAACCUUG
Molecule: messenger RNA, 1559 nt
Organism: Psammomys obesus (fat sand rat)
Lineage: Eukaryota; Metazoa; Chordata; Mammalia; Rodentia; Muridae
Gene: Tm7sf2
Product: transmembrane 7 superfamily member 2
Exons: 10
Coding region: 137-1393 (418 amino acids)
Biological process (GO): sterol biosynthetic process
Cellular component (GO): endoplasmic reticulum membrane; nuclear inner membrane
Molecular function (GO): oxidoreductase activity, acting on the CH-CH group of donors, NAD or NADP as acceptor
Source: RefSeq, a predicted model, not a curated record